Messenger RNA from Ipomoea triloba (trilobed morning glory), 2610 nucleotides. RefSeq names its product kinesin-like protein KIN-8A. Gene Ontology annotation, biological process: microtubule-based movement. Gene Ontology annotation, molecular function: ATP binding; microtubule motor activity; microtubule binding. NCBI's taxonomy places the organism in Eukaryota, Viridiplantae, Streptophyta, Magnoliopsida, Solanales, Convolvulaceae. The transcript is spliced from 7 exons. Bases 152 to 2302 code for a protein of 716 amino acids. The record is from RefSeq and is a predicted model, not a curated record.
CCUCAAGAGGAUCAAGUUUGAUCAAAAUUUUUGAAUUUUCCGACGAAAGCUGUGAACUUUAUCUCGAUUCAAAACACAUAAGAGAAAUGGGCAAUAAAAUUGUGAUGUUUUGGUAGGGAGUGGGGGUGGGGUUUUGGCACAGAAACAGAAGAUGCCGGUUUCAACAAGAUCUCGCACAGUGACAAGCAGCCGACAUCAUCAAAAUGACCCAACAACCGGACCCAAACUGGAAAACCAGGAAGAGAGCCAAAUGUGUUGUAAGAUGAUGAGAAAUCCACACCACGGGUUGAAGGAGAAGAUGAAGGAACUAACCCUUUUGUAUGAGCAGCAAAAGCAAGCCUCUAUGAAGAACCGAAUUUUGAGGGUUGAAGAGCCUCCUAGCCUGGAUAUCGUGGGUUCAUCGAAUUCAGUCCCUAAUUCUACUGUUACAAGGACUUACGUGCCCCCGCAGGAGAAUGUGGGUGUGGAGGCCGGCGGUGGCGAGAGGAUUGUGGGGUUUUCUUGGCCGAGAAGGGCGAAUAGAGGGGGGGCUACUAGUGAGAAUGUACAAGAAAGUGAAAGCAAUGGGGGUGAGGCAAGUAGUAGUAGUAGUAGUUGUAGGAUUCUUGUUUUUGUGAGGCUAAGGCCAUUGGCCAAGAAGGAAAUGGACGGCUGUGUGAGAAUUGCUAAUGGAAAAGAUGUUUAUCUCACUGAACCUGCUACUGAAAAUGAUUAUCUUGGAUUAAAGAGGCUUCGAGAUCGCCAUUUUACCUUUGAUGCCUCAUUUCCUGAUUCUGCUUCUCAGCAACAAGUCUAUUCCACAACAACAGCAGAGCUUGUGGAAGCGGUUCUGCAGGGUAGAAAUGGGUCUGUCUUCUGCUAUGGAGCAACCGGAGCUGGAAAGACGUACACUAUGCUUGGUACAGUUGAGAAUCCCGGGGUAAUGGUCUUGGCAAUCAAGGAUCUGUUUAACAAGAUAGGGGAAAGGAGCUUUGAUGGAAAUCAUGUAGUCCAUCUUUCCUAUCUGGAGAUCUACAAUGAAACUGUCCGAGAUUUAUUAUCCCCGGGGAGGUCUUUGGUCCUUCGAGAAGAUAAACAGGGGAUUGUGGCUCAAGGUCUUACUCAGUACAGAGCAUAUUCUGCAGAUGAAGUAAUGGCAUUGCUUCAACAAGGAAAUCUUAACAGAACCACAGAACCAACUCGUGUUAAUGAAACUUCCUCACGUUCUCAUGCAAUUCUGCAGGUCGUGGUUGAAUAUCGUUUCAAAGAUGAUUUGAAUAACAUUGUAUACCGCAUGGGAAAGCUAUCACUUAUCGAUCUUGCUGGCUCUGAGAGAGCGCUUGCUACUGAUCCAAGAACGCUAAGAUCUCUCGAGGGUGCCAACAUAAAUAGGUCACUCCUCGCUCUCAGCAGCUGCAUCAGCGCACUCGUUGAGGGGAAAAAACACAUACCAUUUCGGAAUUCCAAACUUACCCAAUUGCUCAAGGACUCCCUUGGUGGAGCUUGUAAUACUGUGAUGAUUGCUAACAUCAGCCCGAGCAGUCACGCUUUUGGUGAAACACAACACACGCUUCACUGGGCUGAUCGUGCUAAGGAGAUCCGGACAAAGGCUUAUUACACACAUGAUAAAAUGCUGAUUCCUGAUUCUGAAAUAGAUCAGGCCAAGUUAUUGCUCGAGUUACAGAAAGAGAAUCGUGAAUUGAGAAUGCAGUUGGCUCGUCAGCAGCAACAGCUACUAAGUAAUCAAGCGCAAAACUUAGCCCCAAAUGCAUCACCCACCGCAUCUACUGUUACCUCUCAAUUAUCCCCUUCACCGUCUCCAGCUCAUCCAAACGAGAAAAGAAAAGCAAGACCCUCGCUUUUGGGUGCUAAUUGCUUCACCCCAGAAUCCCAGAAAAAGGGAGCAGAUGAGACGGUUAAGGAGCUCAGGAAGGUUGUGAGUGAACUGGAGGCUGAAAUCGAGAGAAUGAAAAUGGACCAUGCAUUGCAGAUAAAGCAGAAGGAUGAUUUCAUACACGAGCUUUCCAGGAAAAGCCAAAAACCGGCCAGGGUAGGUGGAGACUCAAUGAAAAGGGUCAUUACAAGGGUGAAUAUACAGGCAGAGCCAGAGGAGGCAUGCGAGGAUGAGUUAAAGACUCAAAGUCAUCGUUUUCUAUCCCCAGUUGCCACAGCAAAAAAACGUACUUUCUGGGACAUAGCAAUGCCAAGUAACCCAUCACUCGUCACUCUAACUUCACGACAGACCAGAAACCAUGUCAAUACAGAAACCGUAGUGACUGCAUCCAAGCUUCUCCAGCCAGGAUUCGCUCGCCAAAGACCCUGAAAUUUGUAAAGCAGUUAAAGAAUGAAGAAUUAAGAGCUAAAAAUGGAUGCAAGUGAUCCAAAGGGGGGAAACGCCAUAUCAGCUUCGGGGUAAUCUUCCUUCCUGCAACGUAUAUUCUUUCAAGUAGAUUGUUCUAUGCAAAUGAUAUAAUCAAUCUAGUUCCCCUACCAAAAACAAGGGGAAAACUAAGCAGAUUCUAUUUAUUUAGCUAUACACAUGAACUUUCUGAUAGUUUCAUAUAAAAUCUGUAUUAAUUAUUUCAUUGUUAUCUCUUCAGUAAUGCAGCAGAAGCAUUCUAAAUUCUGUUC